UUUAUUUUUGAUGAUGGACCUUGAUAGAUUAUGAUCAUAUUUGACAUUAACAGGCAGCGAAAUCAUUUGCAAAUAAAAAUUUAGGCCAUAAUUUUAUUCUGAUUUUCCCUAUUUUAGUUAUAUUAUGAGUUCAGGAACUGUUUGCGUUAGCCAGGUUGAUAUACCCCCUGCCCAUAGGUUUUCCGUCCUUUUACACAACUUGAUGUAAAAUAUGCGAACAAAAUUAGUUACCUCCAUAUUGGUACACAUACUUCUGGAACGCCUAACUAUGUGCGAGUGGAGUGUCGUAGGUGGUUCACUAGCUGCUGGUUCAGUUACAGCUUCAUGUUCAUGCAUCAGAAAACAAAUAACUGGCUAACUAAUCCCACACCCAACAUGGACUGGUAACAGGACGGGAGGCUUGAUACCCAGGAUAAAUAUGUAAAUCCUAUCCAUUACCACUACUGCGGUAGGAGGCCCGACCGCUCUCCAAAAGUCAGUUUCGGGUAUGGGAUUAGCCAGUCAUUUGAUUUUCAGAUGCAUGGACUUGAUUUGAUGGUGAUGGGAGGGAAUUCGUAACGACCACUACAGCAUUAUGAUGGUGAGGAGUACAGCAAUCCUUUAACACAUAAUUAUCGUCAACUGGAUUCGAACCUGCAAACACAUGCAGGGUAAUCAGUGAUGCAAUGGCAAGCAUAUUGCUAAUGCUUAAAGUUAGCAUAACGUACCAUACCGCUGAGCGUAUGUGGUAUAGCAGGUUUCAAAGGGAGAAGUAAAGUACUGUAACUUUUGUUGCUACUCUGAGAGAAUGGCAUGUGUUCAUUCAAGUUUUGUUUACUGCAUUGCUAUAGCAGUACAGGGUGUGUAUCACUCAAGGUUUCAUAACAAACGAGAAAAUUUUUCCAUGUUUGUCUCAUUUGUGGACUCCCAUAACACAACCUGUUGGCAUGACUGACAGUUCAUCUUGAUUCUAAUACAGUUUACAGAAUUAACAGGAAAAACUACAGUUCGGCAUAAUGUCUGAUGAUACUUUCAUUCGCUAUAUUGAUAUACCAAGUAAAGAAUUGUCAAGACUCGCAAUUCACCAGGAAAAGGUUGGUGAUGUUGGCUGUGUCGUUUGGGAUGCAGCUUUGGUCCUUGCUUACUACCUUCAAACACAGAAAGCGAGGGAUCAUUUUGUUCGUAACAAAAAUGUUAUCGAACUAGGUGCUGGAACUGGUAUUGUUGGUUUGGUUGCUGCAGCGUGUGGCGCAAAGCUGGUCGUAUUAACCGACCUUCCUGAACUUCUGCCACUUCUACAGAAGAAUGUAGUAGAAAACCAAGAAGUUUUUAAGGAAAAUGACCGUAACGUCAAUAUAUUCCAGUUACGAUGGGGCAAUAUUGAUGAUAUGAAUGCAAUAGUUAAAAACACUUUUAUAUACAGCAAAGACAAUAGCAUGAAGAAUGAGUUUCACUGUGUUUUGCUGGCUGAUUGUGUGUAUUAUGAUGAAGCAGUGGAACCACUUGCUAUAACCAUUAAUCACAUCAUUAAGACCAGCUUAAAUGACACAAUUGUGCUUUGUUGCUUUGAAGACCGUGACACUGGGAAUAAGCAAGAACUUCAAGAACGCUUUAGAUAUAUUUUAAGCAAAAAAUUCAAAUUAAAGAUUCAUCAAGUACCCUAUUCAGAUAUGCAUGAUGAGUUCCGCUCACCAGAUAUUCACAUAUUUCGCAUUUCAAAAUAAAGUAGCACCAUGCUUGCUUUCAGACUACCACCAGUGAUAUCAGGAUGUUUUACUGAAAGACUGCAUUUAAUAUGCCAGCCAGUUUAACACAUUUCAGCUUUUGAAUUAGGAAUUAUUUGGUUUUAACCAUGAUCGGCUGGCAUAUGUAAAUUACAAAAACACAAUUACAUAAAGAUCAAUUUUUUGAAAAAGAUAACAAAAUUAUUUUAUAGUCAAGUGCAGCUGGAACUGAAUUUACUACUAUUUUGUAUGUAUUCUGAAAUAAAAUAUUAGAGCAUUCAAUUUGUAUUUUCGCAAAUAAACCAUUUCGAAUUAUUGCCAAAUGUGACAAUUUCAUUCGUUCCAGUCACCCCUCUCCAUUAAUCUGCGUUCAAAAACAGUGAAAACCCGUCAAAAAUCCUGUUUUUUUCCCCUCCCGGUAAAUUCCUCUUGUUCCAUGCUCAUGUGUGUCAAAUUCUGCCUUUAAUAUUAGGGUAUGCGUAUUACGCUUUGGCGAAGAAAAUAUAAAAAAUAUUGGUUGACAUUUCAUGCACAAGGUCAAAUACUUAUUAUAUAUUAUGUCUUAUUUCUAGUAAUUUUAUGUGACAAAGUCUACCAGAUCAUGCUUGUUUCGGUACAAACAUACCCAUGGAAUGGAUUAUCCUUCUCGACAGAGGGCAGCGCACAUAAUUCAAUAACUACCGUAUAUUAGUGAUAAGAACGGGAACAGAACUUCGCUUUGAUGGUCCGAAUUUGUUGUUGUCAUCCAGUUAUUCUCUUGUAAU
Messenger RNA from Styela clava, 2467 nucleotides. RefSeq names its product protein N-lysine methyltransferase METTL21D-like. The record is from RefSeq and is a predicted model, not a curated record. Gene Ontology annotation, cellular component: protein-containing complex; cytosol. Lineage: Eukaryota; Metazoa; Chordata; Ascidiacea; Stolidobranchia; Styelidae.